UCCAUCUUCAUUCUCCAGUUCCGAGUGUUUAACCCAUCCCGAGGGUUCCAAGUACGCAACAUUUCACAGAUUCGUUCGCUAUUUUUGAACCGUAGAUAUACGGAAAUAUAUAAAUACGGUCCAUAUGGAGGGGGGAUUGGGGAAGUAGAUUUUGAGUGUCUCUUGAUUUCGCUCACAAGACAGUGCUGCCUGUUUAGAACAUCUUCCAAACAGUCGAGUAGUCGGUGUUCGUAUGUGCAUAAUGUUAGGCUGAUAUUAGUAGUGAUUUGCAGAUUAGAAAAUGCUGGGCUCAUUGCCAAUAUUGCCUCUCCCAGCACCACCCUCUGAUGGGAAUCUUGGCCCAACACCCCCGGCUCAGGUGAUAGAGGAAUCUAAAGAUGAAGAGAUGAAUGGGGACAAGACCAAUGAUAAUGAUUUAUCCAACUCUCUUCCAACAACGGUUAAAACCCACACAAAGACUAUUGGAAUCAUAUAUCCACCCCCCGAUAUCAGAAAUAUUGUAGAUAAAACCACACAAUUUGUGGUGAAGAAUGGGCCCGAGUUUGAGAAAAGAAUCAUUGCUAACAAUGAAGGCAAUGCUAAAUUUAACUUCUUACGUGCCUCUGAUCCCUACCAUGCUUACUAUCAGCACCGGUUAUCUGAGGCUCGGGCCCAAAAUCAAAUUUCUACUCAGCAGCAACCAUUGGAGCUUGCUGAUUCAUCAGCUCCUGAGUCUGCUGAUACUGCUCUGGCUGUUGAUGUCAGUGAUGCCUCUGCAAAGCUUGAUCCGUCGGCUCUAUUUAGACCCGUCCGAAAGGUUCUUGAGCCACCAGAAGCAGAGCAGUACACUGUUCGACUUCCUGAAGGGAUUACUGGGGAGGAACUGGAUAUAAUUAAGCUCACUGCUCAGUUUGUGGCUCGGAAUGGGAAGUCUUUUUUGACAGGUUUGACAAGUAGGGAGAUCAAUAAUCCUCAGUUCCAUUUUCUGAAGCCAACCCACAGCAUGUUCAUGUUCUUUACAUCACUUGCUGAUGCAUAUUCCAAAGUAUUGAUGCCUCCCAAAGGACUUACUGACAAGCUGAGAAAUAGUGUUGCUGAUAUGACGACCGUCCUGGAGCGCUGCUUGCAUCGGCUCGAAUGGGAACAGUCGCAAGAGCAAGCAAGGCAGAAAGCUGAAGACGAGAUUGAGCAGGAGCGGCUGCAGAUGGCCAUGAUUGAUUGGCAUGAUUUUGUUGUUGUUGAGACUAUAGACUUUGCAGAUGAUGAGGAUGAGGAUUUACCGCCUCCAAUGACACUCGAGGAAGUUAUAAGGAGGAGCAAGAUGUCGACUACGGAAGAAGAAGAGAUUGUUGAGCCUGGAAAGGAAGUAGAAAUGGAGAUGGACGAAGAAGAGGUCCAGCUUGUUGAGGAGGGUAUGAGGGCUGCUAGUCUCGAAGAGAAUGGUGAUAUGAAUAACAACGAAGCCAAGCCAACUCUCGAAGAACAGGAACCACCUAUGAGGAUUGUGAAGAAUUGGAAGAGGCCUGAGGAGAGAAUCCCUGCCGAAAGAGACCCAACUAAAUAUGGUGUCUCUCCAAUAACUGGUGAGCUGAUUCCCAUCAAUGAGAUGUCUGAACAUAUGAGGAUCUCUCUUAUCGAUCCUAAGUACAAGGAGCAAAAAGAAAGAAUGUUUGCCAAAAUUAGAGAGACGACUCUUGCAGCUGAUGAUGAAAUUUCCAGAAACAUCGUGGGACUUGCACGAACACGCCCUGAUAUUUUUGGUACUACUGAAGAAGAAGUUUCUAAUGCUGUAAAGGCAGAGAUUGAGAAGAAGAAAGAUGAACAACCGAAGCAGGUCAUAUGGGAUGGUCAUUCAGGAAGCAUUGGUCGCACAGCUAGCCAGGCCUUGUCCCAGAAUAUUGCUGGGGAGGACCAAAAUGAUCCUACAUAUAAUAAUGCUAUAAACCUUCCUGGUCCAGCACCUCCUCCUCCCAGACCUGGUAUGCCAUCAGUUAGGCCUCUUCCUCCGCCUCCUGGGCUUGUUUUGAAUAUCCCUAGACCUCCAACUACUGUCCAGUAUUCAACCACUUCAAAUUCUGGGGUAAUUGCACCGCCACCACCAAGGCUGCCAGUUGUCAACAUGAUUCCUUCUGUUCGGCCUCCACCUCCUCCAAUGUCAAUGAUGCACGGCCAACCUCUUAUGGUAAAUCGACCCCCAAUGCCUCCGUCAAUGCCCCUAAAUUCGCCUGGCGUCCCUGUUCCACCACCACCUGGAUCGCAGUUUACGCCUCUGGGUGGUCCCACACCUUUUGUUCCCCAUCCUAUGUCCCAACCUGGCAUGCACAUGGUUCCACCACCACCUAUGCCGCAAGGAAUGCCUCCGCCACCUCCCCCCGAGGAGGCGCCUCCACCACUUCCAGAAGAGCCAGAGCCCAAGAGGCAAAAGCUUGACGACUCUAUGCUUAUCCCUGAAGAGAAGUUCCUGGCCCAGCAUUCUGGUCCUGCUUGCGUCAAUAUAUCUGUGCCGAAUGUUGAUGAAGGGAAUCUCAAGGGACAAGUGCUGGAGAUUUCUGUGCAAUCCCUAUCUGAAAUUGUUGCUAGCCUAAAAGAGAAAAUUGCUGGUGAGAUCCAGCUUCCUGCAAAUAAACAGAAGCUGAGUGGAAAGGCUGGUUUUCUGAAGGACAACUUAUCACUUGCGUAUUACAAUGUUGCCCCUGGAGACUCCCUGUUGCUUUCUCUCAGGGAACGCGGUGGUAGAAAGAGAUAAACUGCAUGAUUGGCUAGCCCUUUAAAAGGUUCAUAUUGGAAACUGUUGUGUCACAAAGAGAAUUAAUAUUAUGAUCCUUAGGAAACUUUUGUUCCAUCCUUCCGUGCUGUCAUUUUAGAUAUUAUUUUGGUCCUGUACUUUUUAAAUGUUUUGGAACUUUAAACUGAUGAUAGUAUGGUGUCUACUACAGAUCCGGCAUCUUGGCGAUCAUCUCUUGAGGGUAAUGUGAAGUUGACUGGUUUUAUGCUAAUGAACAUCUUGUGUUUGAUAUUUGUUAUACUAAUUUAUGUUUUCUGCUUGUGCAGUUUCUCCUCUAACUUGUGCUAAAUAGUUGUCACUUCCGUGAUUCAUGAAGUGUGGGACUGUAUUUUUUUAUUGAUGUUAUCCCCCCGAUUCUGACUUACCUUUUUUUGUGAGUUCUGUUAUAGGAAAGGAAGAACCGGAGGUUCUCCUCCUGUGGGAAUAUAGAUUUUGUUUUCUUGAUGAUUUACUCGUGGUUGAAUUGCCAGCUAAUUCUUUAGAUUGUGUCGUAGACAUAAAUUUUCAUAUAACUUGUUUCUUUUAUGUGGGGCACAAGGCCUCUCUAAUUUCAUUUUUCUGAAAUUUAUAUAAAGUGAUUGAGGUUGCCUCUGAUACCUUUAAUUUCUCGCUACAGAAAGUCUGAUCUAUACAUUUUUUGUGUUGCAAGUUCCCGCUCUUGCUCAGUUGAAUCAGGUACUCGAUGAUGAAGCUGAUGCAGCAAAUCGGGCACAAGUAACUUACAGAAAUGUCCUCAAUUUGAAUAAAGAAGAAUCAUAGAAUCUUUUCUUACCACUCCAUCCCAUUCCAGAAAUGUCCACUUGGAAUUAAGUGUGAAUGAAGCCAUAAUCAUUCUAUUUGUCUUGUUUGUAUAACUGCUGUUUUGGUGCACUGAACGUUGCACAAUAAUAGUAUGUUUGCAAUUUCACUGGUAGAUCAUGGGGCGAUCAAUUUCGAUAAAUUUAAAUUU
Molecule: messenger RNA, 3713 nt
Organism: Olea europaea var. sylvestris
Lineage: Eukaryota; Viridiplantae; Streptophyta; Magnoliopsida; Lamiales; Oleaceae
Product: probable splicing factor 3A subunit 1
Exons: 4
Coding region: 281-2725 (814 amino acids)
Biological process (GO): regulation of alternative mRNA splicing, via spliceosome; mRNA cis splicing, via spliceosome
Cellular component (GO): U2-type prespliceosome; catalytic step 2 spliceosome; U2 snRNP
Molecular function (GO): protein binding; RNA binding
Source: RefSeq, a predicted model, not a curated record